AUGGACGCGUCAAUGGCUACGUUCCAGGCGCGACUUGCAACAUUCCAAGGAGCACCUGCCGCAAAGACGAGACGCUCCAGUUCACGUUCGAAGAAGGCUGCGCCAAAAGCAAAGGCAGCAUGGCCAUUGGCAGCACCGAGUGCAGAAGAUCUGGCCUUCGCUGGAUUCGUAUGGAGGCCCACGUCAGUCAGCCCAGACAACGUCCAGUGCUGGGCCUGCAACUGCCAGCUCGAUGGCUGGGAAGAGGCCGACGUCCCUGCAUAUGAGCAUCUCACACAUUCACCCAGCUGUGGUUUUGCUGUUGUCACUACUAUCCGACUUCGCCAUGGAGAUCCCGGCAGAACCGAAGAAGAUCCGAUCAGUGAGCGGAUGAUCGCUGCACGUAAAGAGACAUUCGGCGAUCUGUGGCCCCUCGACGUCAGCGCUGGCUACCCUUCGGUCGAUCAAUUAGCUGAAGCAGGCUGGUUCUAUGAUCCAACAGAGGAGACCCCGGAUGGUGCGACAUGCGCCUACUGUCACCUGUCCCUAGACGCCUGGGACGCAGGAGAUGACCCACUUGAGGAGCAUCGUCGUCGAGCAUCGGACUGUCUCUUCUUUGCACUCAGCGAACUGUAUCACCCAGUCGCACCAGAGCCCAAGAAAGCAAAGCGCGUCACGAAAGGAAAGCGGGCGUCUAGCCGUUCGUCCAUCGCCAGCAAUGCUACUUCUACGACAGCCCCACAGAAGAAAGCUACACGAGGAAAGACUCGAGCCAGCGAGGCGAUUGACGACACGCAGAUGUCUGACACAACGGCCUCAAAGAAGAAAGCUACACGUGGAAGAAAGCGUGCUAGCGAAGCUGUUGACGAAACGCAAAUGUCGGAGACAGUAGCGCCUAAGAAGAAGGCUACCCGUGGCAAGAAGGCCGCCACCGAGUCUAUGGAUGAUACACAAAUGUCCGAGGCAACGACUCGCGGCACGCGAGGAAGGAAGCCCGCUAGUGAAGCCAUCGAUGACACUCAGCUAUCCAAGGCGACCACUCGAGGAAGGAAGCGCGCGAGCGAGGCGAUUGACGACACCCACCUGUCCAAGGCGACAACCCGCGGAAAGAAGCGCAUCAGCGAGGCAACCGAUGACUCCGAAUUGCCCAAGGCUAAGCCCCGUGGCAAGAAGCGUACCAGUGAAGCCAUUGAGGAUGACAUGCAGAUGUCUGACAUCCACCAUGACCCCCCCAAGCGUAUGCGUUUCUCAAGCAUGUCCAGUUUCCCAGAUGACCUUGACGUCGGCACUCCUAAGAAUCAGCCCACGACGGAAACGGUCACCGAGCCCUUCACCAUGUCAAGCCUGCCAGGAAGCGUGCUAGCUGGUACACCUAAGCGAACACCGGCUCAUAUGAAGGAGGCCGCAGUUACCAAGACCCCUUCUCGCAAGCAGGUUGAAGACGACGAGAACAACGGCUGGAAGCCAACCGACAUGGACGCAUUCUUCGGCAACCAGGAAGAGGUACAGGGCUUCUUCAACGGGGUUCUGGUCGAUGCCGGUUUGGACGAGCUCACCGCAACUGGAACCACACCAAAGCAGAUCCAGGCUGCAGUGUUGGCUGCUCUGACGGACGAGGAGAAGGCGAUGACGAUUGAGCAGUGGGUCAUGUAUAACGCACAGCGAGGAGAGGAGAAGUUGCGCAAGGCAUGCGAGCAGCAGAUUGCAGCAUUCCGCGCGGAGGGCAAGCGUGCUUUGGCACAGCUGCAGGCCAUUCCCACAUAUUAG
This is a messenger RNA of Parastagonospora nodorum SN15, 1746 nucleotides long. RefSeq lists its product as hypothetical. The transcript has a single exon. NCBI's taxonomy places the organism in Eukaryota, Fungi, Ascomycota, Dothideomycetes, Pleosporales, Phaeosphaeriaceae. Bases 1 to 1746 code for a protein of 581 amino acids. The record is from RefSeq and is a predicted model, not a curated record.